Messenger RNA from Spea bombifrons (plains spadefoot toad), 963 nucleotides. RefSeq names its product olfactory receptor 154-like. Gene Ontology annotation, molecular function: olfactory receptor activity; G protein-coupled receptor activity; odorant binding. Gene Ontology annotation, cellular component: membrane. Gene Ontology annotation, biological process: sensory perception of smell; G protein-coupled receptor signaling pathway. The transcript has a single exon. Bases 1 to 963 code for a protein of 320 amino acids. Lineage: Eukaryota; Metazoa; Chordata; Amphibia; Anura; Pelobatidae. The record is from RefSeq and is a predicted model, not a curated record.
AUGGAUAUUUGGAACCAGACAACAUUUGUUGAAUUUAUCUUAGCAGGACUAACCAAUGACCACGUCCUUCAAUUACUUUUCUUUGUGGUUUUUCUGGUCAUCUAUAUGUUUUCAUUUCUGAGCAACUUUGGCAUGAUUCUGUUGAUAACCACAGCUAGACAUCUUCAUACUCCAAUGUACUUCUUUCUUGGCCAUCUGUCCUUUGUUGACAUGUGCUAUUCUUCGACUAUCACACCUAAGAUGCUUUCGGACUUUCUAGCAGAGAUCAAAUUUAUUUCUUUAUGGGCAUGUUCCAUACAAAUGUCUUUAUUCGUUAUGUUUGCUACAUCUGAGUGCCUCUUGGUCACUGGUAUGGCAUACGAUCGUUAUGUUGCCAUAUGUCGACCUCUGUCCUACCAUAAUGUUAUGGACAGAUCUAUGUGUUGGAGGCUGGUGACAGCAGCCUAUUGUAGUAGCUGCCUGGCUUCUAUAGUGCAUACAGUAACUAUUUUCAGUUUUCCAUUGUGUGGCUCAAAUAAAAUUAACCAUUUUUAUUGUGACAUCCCUCCACUUUUAAAACUGGUAUGCCCCAAUACCAGCUUUAGGAAAUCUCUUGUAUUUUUCUUGUCUCUAUCGAUGGGUAUUUUUUCCUUACUUAUAAUAUUAACGUCUUAUGCAUUCAUAAUGUCAACUAUUUUAGGGAUUAAAUCCGCUGAAGGAAGAUCUAAAGCAAUCUCCACAUGUGGCUCCCACCUUACUGUAGUUUCUCUGUUUUAUUUUACGGUGUUCUGUAUUUACUUCCGCCCCAGUGUGGGCUUAGACUUGGAGACUAUAGACAAGUUCUUUUCUAUCUUUUAUACUGUGGCUUCACCCUUGUUGAACCCCAUAAUCUACAGUUUCAAGAAUUCGGAAGUAAAAAGAGCCUUGGUCAAUUUUUUUACCAUAGGCAAAAACAUGAAAUUCAUUGUUGAAUCACUUUUUUGA